Messenger RNA from Rodentolepis nana, 1206 nucleotides. NCBI's taxonomy places the organism in Eukaryota, Metazoa, Platyhelminthes, Cestoda, Cyclophyllidea, Hymenolepididae. The record is from the annotation of a GenBank genome assembly.
AUGGCGAAUUCUUCUCAAAUGACACAACUACAGGAGUUAUAUCGUAGUUUGUAUGCAACAGAACUAACUGAGAAGUUGCCAGCAUCUUGGCGACGCAAAGAAUAUCAAUCAUCUUUUAAGAUCUCGCCGUCAGGGCUGUCGGUAACGCGCAUUGCCGAAACAGCUCCUCCAUUUUCAGGGACUUCAAGAAAUCCCAACGAAGAGCCAAAUAUUCUAGAAGGUACUAGUACCUCCGUGAUCAUUAAGAGCGACAACCCUGUUCCUUUUAACACGGGGAUAUAUUAUUAUGAAACCGAAAUUUGCGCAGUUAAAUCCAAAUGCCUUAUCGUGAUAGGGUUUUCAACAAAAAACAUAUCCAGACUCACAGUUUGGGAUUCGAGCUGUUAUGGUUUGGAUAAUAGUGGUGCUCUGUUCCAUUCUUCUCCGGACACAGUAAUUUGUCCUAAUGGAUUCAAAGAAAAGGAUAUAAUAGGCUGCGGCGUCAAUUUCAUAACAAAUUCUCUUUUCUUCACCAAAAAUGGUCAGUUUUUGGGUAAUGGUUUUGAGGGUGUUGUUUCUAUAUUAGGAACUUCUGAGGUCUAUCCCGUGAUUUUAAUGACUGGACUUCAAACCAGAAUUUUGACAAACUUUGGAGAGCAACCUUUUGUCUACCCAAUUUUUAAACAUAUUUCAUAUGAACGCUUUUCACAUGAGAGCCAACUUGUUAGUGUUCUGAGCCGUGAUUUUAUCGAUGUCAAGAUGAGAGAAUUCGAACUACAACUGCAUUCUGGAGUCUCCUGGUUAAGCAACACUUACGCCCAACGGGUGCCUACUUGCUUGGUUUCAUACUCAGCUCCUUGUGCCGACGCUGCACUCUGUCUAGCUGUUCACAUUGGUCAAUUGGCCGCAUCCAACGGUGGUGACUGGGGUCCACACUUGUUAAUCACUCCACGUCUCCUCUUGCCUACUUGGCGUGCUCGUCUCAUGGCAGUUUGUCCUGGUUUACGAGUCCAAUGUGUUCUGGCAAGCUCCCGAGGUGGUACUGGUCGUCGACUCAAAGCUUCUGCUGCCCGAGGUGCUUUCCAUGUUUGUCUCACCACAUAUUCGGCUUUGAGGUCAAGGCCGUCUAGGUUUGAGGGCAUAUCGUGGCAUAUGGUUGUCCUUGACCAGAACUGUAUUAGUAUCUUGAGAGAGGUUCUAAUCGGAUAUUAUCAGGUUAUCUACUGA